AGCUAUUGACAAUUUCUAAUGAGUUUCCCAGGUGGGUUGUUCCCGCUUUAAUGUACUUCUGAAGCAAAAGCAAGCAUUUUUGUACACAUUUAAAAUGUAUAAGGGCUACUUACACCAAAUCAAGAUUUGGAGUUGGGUGCUUUCAUUUGAAAGGAUGAAGGUAGAUGGACAUGCUGAUAUAUUAUCGAAAGUUUCUGUCCUCCAAGAAACGAUCUAUAUUAUUUCCACUGAAAAAGGCGAAAGAAGGGUUGGUGUAGAGGUAUAAUAAAAAUAUAGGAUCAAGAUGAAAAAAGGACAAUAUGGUUUUCUGAAAGGGUGUUGUCACACUUACGUACAGUAGGAGGCAGUGUGAGCCCUCGUUCGCAAUCCGCUAUGAGAAGAAGAAAAGCAACAGAAACAAAACAAUGCAGUCAUUCUUACCUGCAGUGGCUGAACAACUUUUUAAAGACAUUAAGAAAACGUAUGAUGAAGCUGUUCAAAUUCCCGAUGAUCUCCUUGUUGCACUGAAAUUUGUCUUUGGCUCUUGUGCAUUACAAGCUUUGGACCUGGUGGACCAGCGCUCUGUCACGUGUCUGACGUCUCCCAGUGGGCGCAAGGCUUUCCAGGUGGUGGGAGGCUCGGGUCGUUUGUACACCUGCUUCUUGUCCUGUCACUACUGCCCGUGUCCCGCUUUUGCCUACACCGUGCUGUGCAGAAACCAGGGCCUGCUGUGCAAACACAUCCUGGCUGUCUACCUCUGUCAGGCGAUGGCGGUGACCCAGCAGGAGAGCGUGUCUGAUCAGCAGAUGACCGCACUGCUCAGCAGAACCGAGGCCCCGUGACAGCAGGUGGACCAGAGACAAAGAGCCUCCCGGAUAAGAAGCUCUCCUUAGAUUCAGCUGUUCAUUUUUAUUUUAUUUAAAUUUUGUUUAAAAUCUGGAAGCAUCGUUGCAGAACCAUUAUUUUUCACAUUUUAAAAAUCCAUUUAAAUAAAGAUUAAUUGUAAACAACAUAAA
This is a messenger RNA of Nothobranchius furzeri (turquoise killifish), 995 nucleotides long. RefSeq names its product zinc finger, SWIM-type containing 7 (gene zswim7). Gene Ontology annotation, cellular component: Shu complex. Gene Ontology annotation, biological process: double-strand break repair via homologous recombination. NCBI's taxonomy places the organism in Eukaryota, Metazoa, Chordata, Actinopteri, Cyprinodontiformes, Nothobranchiidae. The record is from RefSeq and is a predicted model, not a curated record. Gene Ontology annotation, molecular function: zinc ion binding.